This is a messenger RNA of Protopolystoma xenopodis, 660 nucleotides long. Lineage: Eukaryota; Metazoa; Platyhelminthes; Monogenea; Polystomatidea; Polystomatidae. The record is from the annotation of a GenBank genome assembly.
AUGGCAGUACUUCCGAAGCUGAUCACAUUUCGGAGGCCUUAUCGGAGGUCCGUGCUUGACCCGCUCAAACUGAGUCCCGCAGUUGCAAACGACCUUCCUUUCUGGAGCGGUCAACUCACAAUCAGUCACCGACACGGUUUUGUAUCACUUUUUUAUUUUUCCACAACACUCCACUCCACCCCACUCCACUCUGCUCCACCAAAACCUCAACUUCUUUUUCCGCCCAAAGUCUCCUUCCCUCCACCACCAUUUGCAGACGCCUCAAAGGCCCGUUUGCGUUUCGGCGCUGGGACCUGCAAUCGGAACGGCCCAGGCCGCCUCGCUUUGGAGAGGGAUAAUUGGCCCAAUUCUGCCCAGUCCGGGAUCAUAAACCCCAUUUUUAAUACACGUGUCCAGGUACACGAUCUGAGACAUAAAGCGUGUGAUUGUGACCGGCAAAUGCUUCGCACACGCCGUUCACAACGCCCGGCCCGGGGAGCAAGCGACCCCGUUCACACCACAGUUCGGGUUGGACGGGCCAUUAAACAAAUACUAGACCACUGCCCCACCCACCCUCGAGGUGGUACGGCGGGCCCAAUUUGGAGGAGGAUAACCCGGACUCGUGCCCUUCUGCCCGUUGAAAUGUGUGAAAAUGGACAAAUGAGUUCGCCUCAGGGAUGA